GCAGCGUAUAGCCGGCCGAAUCGCCGCAUGGGCAACGUAGUUUAUAUUUAUAGCCGCGUGUAAAACUUCACCGGUUAGUUAGUUCUCGCAAGUGCAGCUAGAAACGUAUUUUGUUUCACGUAUACAUUUGGAUAUCCUCUUCCAUUAUGGCCGCUCCCAUUGAAUUGUCCACUGAAGAUAAGUUGGAGUACAACUUCUUCCCCAACAGUUCCGGUUCGCAACAAUUCCGCGUGCGUGCCCCCAAUGACGCACACAUUGCUCUCACCACCUCCGCGUCGGAGAGCGACCCCAUGUAUGAGAUCUUCUUGGGCGGUUGGGGAAACCAGAAGUCUGUUAUUCGCAAAAAUCGUUCAAAACCCGACGUUGUCGAGGUAGACACCCCUAACAUCUUGAGCGAUGGUGAAUUCCGCGGUUUCUGGGUUCGCUGGGAAAGUGGCACCGUCUCCGCUGGACGGGAGGGGGAAACCAGCCCGUUCAUGUCGUGGACCGAUAGCGAGUUUAUCCCUAUCAGCUACGUCGGCGUUUGCACCGGCUGGGGCGCUUCGGGUUCCUGGAUCAUUGAACAACCUCAGGUCGGCGGUGGUGGCUCUUCCGGCAUGUGCUGGGUGCAGGCCGAAGGUGGCAGUGUGCCACCAAAUGCAUUCCCAGGCGGUGAAGAUAAUGGAGAACCUUUGUAUGUCGCCCGUGCCAAUUUCCAGGGAGCUUUGAUUCCGGGCAAGCUCAUCUCCAGCCACGGCCAGGCUUACGUCCCAUGGGGUGGUGCUGAAAACGGCUGCGUACAAUAUGAAAUAUUGUGCGAUUUUAACGGUACGUGGAUGGCAUGUUCAGGUGGGAACAUUCCAAGCAACGCUGUCGCUGCUGGUCAGUCAGAGGAUGGCGAACCACUUUUUGUUGGCAGAGUCAAUCACGAGGGAACGCUUACCGUUGGCAAAGUGCAAGCCAGUCACGGUGUUAUCUACAUCCCAUAUGGUGGUCAGGAGUUGGGCUUUCCAGACUACGAAAUCUUGGUUCAAUAAAGCACCGAUAGGAUAAGUUAAUAAGUACAAUACUUGAUACAACUGCAGCGCAAGCAUUUGAUGUUUAGAACAAAAUAAACCAAAGCUAUAAUGCCUACUCUGUCAAGAGCUAAAACACUGCACUGCUGAAAUUCGUAAUUAAUGGUUCAGAUUAUUUCCUGUAAAACCACCAUUUAAUGGAUAACAGAUUUAUUUAUUGUUACAUAUUAGUAUAUAUUAAUUACAUAAAAUGUCGUUAUUUUUCAUUUGAUGGAUUCCCAUGUACCUAUAUUGUAACUUACAUGAGAAAUCAAUAAAUUUUUUGGUUUUCA
Molecule: messenger RNA, 1327 nt
Organism: Dalotia coriaria
Lineage: Eukaryota; Metazoa; Arthropoda; Insecta; Coleoptera; Staphylinidae
Product: C3 and PZP-like alpha-2-macroglobulin domain-containing protein 8
Exons: 2
Coding region: 147-1016 (289 amino acids)
Source: RefSeq, a predicted model, not a curated record